AGGUGAUUUAUGCAAGGUCGUAUAAAACGUGAAAAUCAAGAAUGGUUUUGGAGAAGUUUCUGCAUCGACUGAAAAUCUCAAAACGGAACCCACUGAUGGAAUCAGAUGGGGACGGCGAUUCUGUGUACUCCAGGUCACCUUCAACCACAAGUUCUUCGGCGCAGCUCCUUCCGAAAUCGAGUCCUCCGCAAAGCGCUGCUAAAUCGUUCUUCUGGUCUUCUCCCUUGAAACGAGCCUUCACCAAACUGGUCGGGUGCAACAAAUUGGCAUAUUGGUGUAGGAGAUCGCGGAAACCGCCGACGUCCAGCCCAGCUACCCCGGGAAAGGACCCUUUACUGCAGCACAGUGCCUCAGACGAUUGGUACUGUCAGGGAGCGAAACAGAACUGCUACGAGAAGCAAGAACAGCUCAUUCAAGCUUAUUUCAAGAAUCUGCGAUACGAUAACCGGCUGUUCUCGAUCGGAAUAUCCCGGACUACCUUCAGCGGGAAGUUGCUGGGCCCGACCGAAAUCUACGCCAAACCCGGAUCGAAGAUAAUUGUCGAAAGCGCCGAUGGUCGAUACUUCAAAGUCAGAAUAGAUGUACAGAAAAGCCACAGAGAGAAACGCUGUUCAACCCCCACGCCUCCAGGUUUCGUCGCCGAUAUGGUAACACGACUUGAAGACAACCACAUGCCUCUCGAGCCGGGUAUUCAUCAGAGAAGCGAAAGGACACACUACACGGGGUCUCAGGAUGCCUGUCAUCAAUCUAGCAUUCUAGCCUCUAAAAGCCUGACCGGGGGCAACAUUCCCAACAGGCACAAACAUAAAAGCAACACGACUCAAACGAAGAGAAGAAAUCCUAAGAAUAAUUUCAGUAAUGUAUUGCAUCACUCUGGCUGUCAAGCCACGAAUUCCGGAGUCUUCGUAUCGAUCAGAGAGCAAUACAGCUCAGUCUCAGUGGGGCUUCGGCCCGAUGUCGUUAUCGGCCAACCCAAUCAUCAUUUGAACUGUUUUUCGCCUGGAGAACAUUUCAUCUGCCACUAUUUCUGA
Molecule: messenger RNA, 1031 nt
Organism: Galendromus occidentalis (western predatory mite)
Lineage: Eukaryota; Metazoa; Arthropoda; Arachnida; Mesostigmata; Phytoseiidae
Exons: 5
Coding region: 42-1031 (329 amino acids)
Source: RefSeq, a predicted model, not a curated record